AUGCCGUUCAGCCCGUGCGACGAGAUUGCUCUCAGAACGAAAUUCUCCCCUGUCGCUGCACUACCAUGUCUGAUGCUGCAGGCUGUUCUAUUAACUGCUGUGUUUCUCUACAGCAUAUGGCGCGCUCUUUCGAAGCACAUUCCAAGUGCGAACGCGCCGCCUCUAGUUGACCUGACGGAGAAGGAGAUCUUCACGGACCCUCAAAAAGCUUACAGGCGAGCACUUGCCGAUCAUGGCCCCAUUAUAGCUGUGCGACGGAAGGGUCGGCUGGAAUACAUUGUAGAUGAAUCCCUAAAAGCCUCAGUCUUGACGACGGACGGAGAUUUCAGUUUUGAAGGUGGCACCACUACUAUCCUUAACCUGCAUUACUUCCUGGCCAUCUUUCCAUCUUGGGUUUCCGAUUUGGAAGACACUGUGCAGAACGGCAUCAACGCUCGAUUAGAAAAUGUGGUUGAGCAGAUAUUUCCCAUCUUCGUGAAGAGGACGGAGGAUAUCAUGCAUCGCCACCAAGGACAACCUAUAGAUAUGUUUGAGCAUGCUCACGCUAGUAUCGCGGAGGCGAUGACUGUCUUGAUCUUGGGCGAGGGAUACGUCAACGAGAUCAACAUUGCCCUCGUCACGGCGGUAGCUGCGGAGAUCGCGAUUCUAACGGGUAUCUACCAGAAUACAUCCAUAUUCGCACGGUCAAUGCCUGUUCUUUGGCGCAUCUUCACUUGGUUCAGAGUCAUGAUGUAUUCCGUCAGUUACCGCUUUUUGGGUCAUUUAGGACCAGUGGUUUGGAGAGAACUCAGGGGAAAGACCUGGAGGCCUGAUCCCACAAUUCAGAAGGAGGAUGACUGGGAUAACGGCAAUGUCACUUUACUUGCAUAUUUCGCCUGCAAGCACGCAGACCCGGACACCGGUGAAGUCACCGUCUUAUCUGUGGUGAAGGUUAUUGUUAUCUUGCUGGGCAUCGUUUUUGCCUCUGUUCAUCAGAGCGCUUCCGUGGUUGUAUGGGUAGUAUUCAAGCUUGCUACUUCCCCUGAGUAUCUGGAUUCCAUACGACAAGAGAUGAAGGAAUAUGUGAAUCCAGAGACGGGAAAUAUAUCCCUCUCCUGCAUCUAUCGAGUAUUGAAAGGUGCAAACCACCUUAACGCCUUCAUCCGAGAGGUCAUGCGAACUAAAGGUGACACAUUGAUGCCAUAUAGGAGUACGACACAUAACAUGUUACUUGCCAACUAUGCCAUUCCUCACGGCUUGUUACUGCUUUCUUUGGCAAUGUUGUCCAAUGAAAGUGUUGAUUACCACGGCAUGGACGCCCAUAUCUUCUGUCCUGAAAGGUGGUCUGGUCAGAAUGCAAAGCCAGCGGUCAUGACCAGCCCCUCAUACCUACCAUUUGGUCUUGGGAGAUGGGCCUGUCCUGGAAGGUUUCUUGCCAUAAUGGAAAUUAAGAUGAUGGUGUGGUCUAUGGUUGCAAGGGCUACUCCAAUUCUCCAAGAUAGCAUGUAUGAGGUUAUCUGUCGCGACUUAGGGUCGAGCGACAGGGGAAAACCAAAUGCUGGGGGCGUUCGACUGAUUCUCACCGGAGCGAUGGUGAGCGACACUCAAACCUAA
This is a messenger RNA of Postia placenta MAD-698-R-SB12, 1593 nucleotides long. RefSeq lists its product as hypothetical. The coding region runs from base 1 to 1593 and encodes 530 amino acids. Gene Ontology annotation, molecular function: iron ion binding; oxidoreductase activity, acting on paired donors, with incorporation or reduction of molecular oxygen; monooxygenase activity. NCBI's taxonomy places the organism in Eukaryota, Fungi, Basidiomycota, Agaricomycetes, Polyporales, Adustoporiaceae. The record is from RefSeq and is a predicted model, not a curated record. The transcript has 13 exons.